Messenger RNA from Stomoxys calcitrans (stable fly), 434 nucleotides. Its product is annotated as cell adhesion molecule Dscam2-like. Gene Ontology annotation, cellular component: plasma membrane; axon. The transcript has 3 exons. Lineage: Eukaryota; Metazoa; Arthropoda; Insecta; Diptera; Muscidae. The annotation marks the transcript as partial. The record is from RefSeq and is a predicted model, not a curated record. Gene Ontology annotation, molecular function: cell-cell adhesion mediator activity. Gene Ontology annotation, biological process: axon guidance; dendrite self-avoidance; homophilic cell-cell adhesion.
UUUACGUUUUCUGGCCAAAUACUCGUUGAUGAUACAAAAUGUAGGACGCCGAGAUCGUGGAGUCUAUCAAUGUUUGGUGCAAAAUCAAAAAUCCAGUGCUCAAGCCAUGGCCGAAUUGAAAUUGGGUGAUACUGUUCCUGAGUUGAUUUAUACGUUCAUCGAACAGAAUGUUCGCCCAGGUCCAUUAAUAUCGCUUAAGUGUUCAGCUAGCGGUUCACCGCCACCACAAUUCUCCUGGCUGUUGGACUCACAGCCUAUUAUGGAUAUUUCUCUGCAUCAUCGCUUUGCAAUUGGGCAAUUUGUCGAUAUGUCAGGCGAUGUGAUAAGUCAUUUGAAUAUCUCCCAUGUACGGCCGGAUGAUGGUGGACUUUAUAAAUGCAUAGCAGCCAAUACCAUGGGUAGUGUGGAGCAUUCGGCACGUCUUAAUGUCUAUG